AUGAAUACAGUGAUGACUGUGUUCAAAACUGAGUUCUGGAGAGUAGGGUAUGAGGAAGCUAUUAACCCAAUGGGUGUUCCUGAGGAUGCAUGGUGUGUUCCAGAAGAUCUUGAAGACGAAUUGUUUCUUGUCCUGAAUCACGCAGAGCUGCUGGUUGCUCAAAGAGAGUAUGGGGAACAUGGAGCUAAGGAUAUGAGGAGGUUAGUGCUGGAGUGGUGCCUCGGACAUAGGUUUGCUUUCUUAUGGUGCAAUAUGGUCUUUGUUUGUUUAAGCAAUGGAUAA
Messenger RNA from Microthlaspi erraticum, 282 nucleotides. NCBI's taxonomy places the organism in Eukaryota, Viridiplantae, Streptophyta, Magnoliopsida, Brassicales, Brassicaceae. The record is from the annotation of a GenBank genome assembly.